Myotis daubentonii (Daubenton's bat) is the source of this 1507-nucleotide messenger RNA. It is a transcript of the gene MAGEH1, whose product is annotated as MAGE family member H1. The record is from RefSeq and is a predicted model, not a curated record. Gene Ontology annotation, biological process: negative regulation of transcription by RNA polymerase II. Lineage: Eukaryota; Metazoa; Chordata; Mammalia; Chiroptera; Vespertilionidae. Gene Ontology annotation, cellular component: nucleus.
GGAGUGCGUGGCAGGAGAGGCGGGGCCAAUUCAGCCGAGCCUUCUCGCGCGCUCGCGGCUGGGGCGCGUGCAGGUGGCGGUUGUCCCCGCGAGUGGGCUUGCGUGGGAGUGUGCGCUGUCGCUGAGACCGUCUGGCUUCUUGCUACAAAGACUCUAGUGGCGUUGGUGGCUUCAGCGGUAGCCCCUUCUGCAGGUCGAGACAGUCGCUUUCUGCAGGGGUUCUAGGCAUCCUUCCCUUAGGAUUGCUGUAGGCUCAGCGCCCCUAGCCAGCGACAUGCCACGGGGACGAAAGAGCAGGCGCCGCCGUAACGCGAGGGCCGCCGAAGAGAACCGCAACAAUCGUAAGAUACAGGCCUCAGAAGCCUCAGAGACCCCGAUGGCCGCCUCUGUGGUCCCGAGCACCCCCGAGGACGACCUUAGCGGCCCGGAAGAAGACCCCAGCACUCCAGCGGAGGCCUCCACCACCCCUCAGGAAGCCUCCAGUACUGCUCAAGCGCAAAAGCCCGCGGUAGCCCGGAGCAAUUUUCAAGGCACCAAGAAAAGUCUCCUGAUGUCCAUAUUAGCCCUCAUCUUCAUCAUGGGCAACAGCGCCAAGGAGGCUCUGGUCUGGAAAGUGCUGGGGAAGUUGGGGAUGCAGCCCGGCCGGCAGCACAGCAUCUUUGGCGAUCCGAAAAAGGUCGUUACGGAAGAGUUUGUGCGCCGAGGGUACCUGAUUUAUAAGCCGGUGCCGCGGAGCUGCCCUGUAGAGUACCAGUUCUUCUGGGGACCUCGAGCACACGUGGAGUCAAGCAAGCUGAAAGUCAUGCAUUUCGUGGCAAGGGUGCGUAACCGAUGCUCCAAGGACUGGCCAUGUAAUUACGACUGGGAUUCGGAUGAUGAUGCCGAAGUUGAGGCUAUCCUCAAUUCAGGUGUUGCAGAUUACUUCGCCCCUUAGAGAAAUCGGGCACACAGCCUUGGGUGUGUGGGGGGGGCGGGGGGGGGCGGGGUGUAAAGAGCUUCACAGGUACCGCAAGGAGUAUAUCACCUGGGUUCUCAGUUGGAUAUUAUGGGGAAGCGGGCGCGCUGUGUUUGUAUAUGUGAUCAGUGCUAAUAGUUGGAAGUGCGAAAAAGACCAUUUGCUUUGGAUAUUGUAAAAUUUUAUUCGCUUUAAUACAAUGUUGUUAAAGGCCACACAAUACGUUUAAAAUACCAUUGAAGAAAGGUAUUUUUCUUUUUUUUGUCUUUGAGAUUUAGUGUAACAGUUUUCCUAACGUUAUACAAUGAAGUCUUUUCAUCAUAUUCUGUGAUAUGGUACCUAUUUUAUAGCAUUGAGUAGUCUGUUCUUUGAAAUAACCAGUAAAAUGUGAAAGAAGGAUGGGAGGGUGGGGGGGGGUGGGAUUUGUUUAUGUCUGACCUUUCUGAAAACCUUUGUGUCUGCUGUUGUGUAAAGAAGACUUAAAACUACCGUGAUGUUGCUUAGUUAUUGCAGAAUAUUGGGAAAAAAUAAAAGCAUAAUGUCCAGGACACC